This is a messenger RNA of Zingiber officinale, 763 nucleotides long. Its product is annotated as 60S ribosomal protein L23. Gene Ontology annotation, cellular component: ribosome; cytosolic large ribosomal subunit. The record is from RefSeq and is a predicted model, not a curated record. Gene Ontology annotation, molecular function: large ribosomal subunit rRNA binding; structural constituent of ribosome. Gene Ontology annotation, biological process: translation. The transcript is spliced from 4 exons. The coding region runs from base 137 to 559 and encodes 140 amino acids. Lineage: Eukaryota; Viridiplantae; Streptophyta; Magnoliopsida; Zingiberales; Zingiberaceae.
ACUGCCUCAGGCCCAAUGGCUUUAUCGUAAAAUGCGGCAACGCUAGAGAGAAACCUAGAUCACCAACAUAAAGGUCGAGCGACGGCGCAGCCAUUUCGUAGCUUCUCGUGGUCGCCGUGCUUUCUGUUACUCCAAGAUGUCGAAGCGAGGUCGCGGAGGAACGGCGGGUAACAAGUUCCGGAUGUCUCUGGGUCUGCCGGUGGCCGCCACGGUGAACUGCGCUGAUAACACCGGAGCGAAAAAUCUUUACAUCAUCUCCGUCAAGGGGAUCAAGGGCCGCCUCAACCGUCUGCCUUCGGCCUGCGUCGGGGACAUGGUUAUGGCGACUGUCAAGAAGGGGAAGCCUGAUCUCCGGAAGAAGGUCAUGCCCGCUGUAAUCGUUCGUCAGCGCAAGCCAUGGCGCCGAAAGGACGGCGUCUACAUGUACUUUGAAGACAAUGCUGGAGUGAUCGUCAACCCCAAGGGAGAAAUGAAAGGAUCUGCUAUUACUGGACCAAUCGGAAAGGAAUGCGCAGACCUGUGGCCAAGGAUUGCAAGUGCAGCAAAUGCAAUUGUGUAAUUCGAUGAUGCUUUGGAUCAACAGCUGAAAUUUUAGAGUUAUGUUUCACUUCUCAACAAAUAGUUUGGCAUUGAAGGUUCUUUGGAUUAGCUGUUGAGCAGCUCUCAUUUCUAAAACUCUGUAUAACUGAUUCUAUAUACUUUUUGAUGAUUGUGUCAUUUGGAUUUUGAGUUCCUACUUCUUAGUUACACUUAUACUUAAUAA